Molecule: messenger RNA, 6351 nt
Organism: Onychostoma macrolepis
Lineage: Eukaryota; Metazoa; Chordata; Actinopteri; Cypriniformes; Cyprinidae
Gene: col2a1b
Product: collagen, type II, alpha 1b
Exons: 47
Coding region: 1320-5168 (1282 amino acids)
Cellular component (GO): collagen type II trimer
Molecular function (GO): extracellular matrix structural constituent; protein binding
Source: RefSeq, a predicted model, not a curated record
AGUCACAUUUUAUUAUUACAUUCAUGAAUAGCCUAAUGUAAAAUGCUGGUAAAUGAAGCUAAAUGUUUACUUGCAUUAUAAAUACAGAUAAACAUUUCUAAAAGCUUUUUUAGUUGUUCUCACUUGAUGAUAAAUCCUUUAAAUUUAACGGUAUUCAGAAAACUAAUGAAAAAUAGUAGGCUAUAAGCAGCUAGUUAAACUAAUCCUUUAAAUUUUAAGGUAUUCAGGACAGAGCAACAUAAAUAUCAGAAAAUAUACGCAGCUAUACAAUUAAAGGACAAAGUUUUACAUAUGCCAUUAUAAUUUGUGUUUUAUUUUUUAAUUGUAUACAAUUAUAAAAUAAAACGCAAAUUAUAAUCGGGCCUGUUUUAGGCUUUUACAUUUUUUUAAAAAUAUUUUAGAUGGUGUCACGUGAUGAAAAAAAUGACUCGCCAUGUCCUCAUUGUAUGUGCCUUUAGAGAAAAAUGCAUCUUUACGGAUUACAUAAUUAAAGGGUUUUUACUUUCGAUUUGAAUUAUUUCAUUUUAAAAUGGUAAUUUAAAGCUUUCUAUAGAUAUAUUUAUCAUAUCUGUGAGUCAGUUUCGGUGAAGCGCUCCUGUUCAAGACCGGCAGAAAGCGCAUCCUCUGUUUUCCUAUUUUGUUGAUAUUGUGAAUUCACACAAAUAAAAGUAGACCCUUUAAAGUUCCGAAUGAUGUAUUUAUCUUACCAUAAUGAGCAAAAAUUACGGUGUAGGACUGUUUUAAGUUCUACUGUAAGAAAAAAAAUGCAAGUGAUCGUGCUGGCGCCUCCAUGUCCUGCAGAGCGCGCUUCAGCUUACACUCUCCACACAAACUGAUGGAUAUGAGUCUAACAGCGCACAUUUAUAUAGAUUAAACAUUUAAACUAACAUUGCGAUAUGCUUGAACUGUUUUAUAUCUAAAGAUUUUAUUUUAGGCAAGUCGUGAUGAUUUGAUGAGGCUAAAUUAAUCAAACACAGGCUGAUUAACUCACUGCUGCCACUGGCUGCUUGGUCCUUGCUUAAAAUGCAUUUAACGAACAAAAAAAUGCUCCAUUCGUUUUUCUAAAUUAACUUUAUGGAAAAAAAAUAAAAAUAAAUAAAUAAAAUAAAAUUAAAAACUUUUCCAUUUAAUACAAAACUGAACUAUUUUAAUAACAGUAGCUAGUCUGUUUUGGGAGAAGGGGAAGACGGGCUCAGGUAAUUCUGAUAAGUGCGUACCCUCGGAAGAAAUCCUGCAGGCGCCCCUGAUUGCAGUAAUAUAACUAAAAUUUUUACAAGAGUUUGUUACCAUUUUAAAGCACGACAUGAACUACGGGUCCGAUGGGUCCUCGAGGACCGCCAGGCCCCAACGGAUCUCCUGGCCCACAAGGAUUUCAAGGCAACCCUGGAGAAGCUGGAGAGUCCGGAUCAGCCGGCCCAAUGGGUCCUCGUGGCCCCCCGGGUCCCUCAGGAAAACCAGGAGAUGAUGGGGAAGCAGGCAAACCUGGGAAAUCUGGUGAACGUGGACCUUCUGGGCCUCAGGGAGCUCGUGGAUUCCCAGGAACACCAGGUCUACCUGGAAUCAAGGGACACAGAGGUUAUCCAGGUCUUGAUGGUGCUAAAGGAGAGUCCGGAGCCACUGGGGCUAAAGGUGAGGCCGGGUCUUCUGGAGAAAGCGGCGCUCCUGGACCAAUGGGCCCACGUGGUUUACCUGGUGAAAGGGGGCGUCCAGGACCGUCCGGAGCUGCUGGUGCUCGAGGGAAUGAUGGGUCACCCGGCGCUGCUGGUCCUCCUGGUCCAGUUGGUACGGCUGGCUCUCCCGGUUUCCCAGGAUCCCCCGGUUCUAAGGGUGAAGCAGGACCUACUGGAGCCAGAGGACCUGAAGGAGCACAAGGACCCCGAGGAGAGUCUGGCGUCCCCGGAUCUUCAGGACCUUCUGGAAUGUCUGGUAACCCCGGGACUGAUGGCCUCCCUGGAGCCAAAGGAUCAGUGGGUGCUCCUGGUAUCGCUGGCGCUCCUGGUUUCCCAGGCCCUCGGGGCCCUCCUGGACCCCAGGGAGCGACUGGACCUCUGGGGCCGAAGGGACAGUCUGGUGAUUCGGGUCUCGCAGGGUUCAAGGGUGAGGCUGGUCCUAAAGGAGAAAUUGGCAACGCUGGGCCUCAAGGUACCCCUGGCCCUGCCGGAGAGGAAGGUAAGCGAGGACCCAGAGGAGAGCCCGGCGCUCUUGGACCCCUCGGGCCGCCUGGAGAGAGAGGAGCUCCUGGUAAUCGAGGUUUUCCUGGACAAGAUGGUCUGGCUGGACCAAAGGGUGCUCCGGGCGAGCGGGGAGCUGCGGGAGUGUCGGGACCCAAGGGAGCCGGCGGAGAUCCGGGCCGGCCUGGAGAACCGGGUCUGCCUGGUGCAAGGGGUCUGACGGGACGCGCGGGCGAUGCUGGUCCACAGGGCAAAGCUGGUCCGUCUGGUGCUGCUGGUGAAGACGGCCGGCCGGGGCCCCCGGGCCCUCAGGGUGCUCGCGGUCAGCCGGGAGUCAUGGGAUUCCCUGGACCCAAGGGUGGCAAUGGUGAGGCUGGGAAGCCCGGAGAGAAGGGCCUCGCUGGAGCUCCUGGUUUGCGUGGUCUUCCAGGGAAAGAUGGUGAGACGGGCGCUGCCGGACCCCCUGGACCUGCUGGUCCUGCAGGAGAAAGAGGAGAGCAGGGUCAGCCCGGACCCUCCGGAUUCCAGGGUCUCCCUGGACCCCCGGGCCCCCCUGGUGAAGGUGGUAAACCUGGCGAUCAGGGUGUUCCAGGAGAGGCUGGGGCCGCAGGGGCCACCGGACCACGCGGUGAGCGGGGUUUCCCAGGAGAGAGAGGAGGAGUGGGGCCCCAGGGCCUCCAGGGGCCUCGAGGUCUUCCAGGAACUCCAGGAACUGAUGGGCCCAAGGGUGGCGUCGGCCCGGCGGGAGCUCCUGGUGCUCAGGGGCCUCCGGGACUGCAGGGGAUGCCUGGAGAGAGAGGCACGUCCGGCAUUCCUGGACCAAAGGGGGACAGAGGUGACAACGGUGAGAAAGGACCUGAAGGAGCUCCUGGGAAAGACGGCGCAAGAGGUUUAACGGGUCCAAUCGGUCCUCCUGGUCCUGGCGGACCCAACGGUGAAAAGGGAGAAUCUGGACCUGCAGGACCAUCUGGAGCUGCUGGUACUCGCGGUGUUCCUGGUGACAGAGGAGAGACUGGACCUCCUGGUUCUGCAGGUUUUGCUGGUCCUCCUGGUGCAGAUGGACAGCCUGGCACUAAGGGAGAACAGGGUGAAGGUGGACAGAAGGGUGAUGCUGGUGCACCGGGCCCUCAGGGGCCUUCUGGAGCUCCAGGUCCUCAGGGACCAACUGGUGUGUCUGGACCAAAAGGGGCUCGCGGUGCUCAAGGACCUCCUGGUGCCACAGGUUUCCCUGGAGCUGCUGGUAGAGUCGGACCUCCUGGUCCCAAUGGUAACCCGGGUCCGGCUGGUCCUGCUGGUCCUCCUGGUAAAGACGGUCCUAAGGGUGUGCGCGGUGACGGUGGUCCUCCUGGAAGACCCGGGGACGCUGGCUUGCGUGGGCCGGCUGGGACUCCUGGAGAGAAGGGAGAUCCUGGAGAAGAUGGGCCUCAUGGUCCGGAUGGGCCUGCAGGUCCUCAGGGUCUGGCUGGGCAGCGUGGUAUUGUUGGUCUUCCUGGACAGCGUGGUGAAAGAGGUUUCCCCGGCCUGCCUGGACCCUCUGGUGAGCCUGGUAAACAAGGAGCUCCUGGAGGACCUGGAGACCGUGGACCCCCUGGACCUGUUGGACCGCCCGGUCUGACCGGACCUGCUGGGGAACCUGGGAGAGAGGGCAAUCCCGGAUCUGAUGGUCCUCCUGGCCGAGACGGUUCCGCAGGAAUAAAGGGUGACCGAGGAGACACUGGACCCACGGGUGCUCCUGGUGCUCCGGGUGGCACUGGUGCUCCCGGUCCGGUCGGACCCACCGGCAAACAGGGAGACCGAGGAGAGGCCGGACCCCAAGGACCUGCUGGAGCUUCGGGGCCUGCUGGAGCUCGGGGAAUGCCUGGCCCACAAGGCCCGCGCGGAGAUAAGGGAGAGUCUGGCGAUUCAGGUGAGAGAGGACAGAAAGGACACAGAGGAUUCACCGGUCUUCAGGGUCUGCCUGGGCCUCCUGGCCAACCUGGUGACCAAGGAGCUUCUGGACCUUCUGGACCCGGUGGAGCAAGAGGACCCCCAGGCCCUGUUGGUCCAGCUGGAAAAGAUGGUGCAAAUGGUUUGCCUGGACCCAUCGGACCCCCUGGACCUCGCGGUCGCUCUGGAGAGACUGGGCCAUCCGGCCCCCCAGGAAAUCCUGGUCCCCCCGGUCUUCCUGGCCCCCCGGGCCCCGGCAUCGACAUGUCUGCUUUUGCUGGUCUGUCCCAUCCUGAGAAGGGUCCUGACCCCUUAAGGUACAUGAGGGCAGACCAGGCCGCCGAAGGUGACCGCCAGCACGAUGCAGAGGUGGAUGCCACUCUGAAAUCCCUGAACAAUCAGAUGGAGAACAUCCGCAGUCCUGACGGCACUAAGAAGAGCCCGGCCCGGACCUGCAGAGACCUGAAGCUCUGCCACCCCGACUGGAAGAGCGGUGAAUACUGGAUUGAUCCUAACCAGGGCUGCACAGUUGAUGCUAUGAAGGUCUUCUGCAACAUGGAGACCGGCGAGACCUGCGUUUAUCCAAAGCCUGCCAAUAUCCCACGCAAGAGCUGGUGGACUUCCAAGGGAGCUGAACGCAAACACGUUUGGUUUGGAGAAGCCAUGAAUGGUGGAUUCCAUUUUGGCUAUGGAGACGACAAUCUGGCACCUAAUACAGCAAGCAUUCAGAUGACUUUCCUGAGACUGCUGUCCACAGAGGCCUCGCAGAACCUCACCUACCACUGCAAGAACAGCAUUGCUUACAUGGAUGAGACCACUGGAAACCUGAAGAAAGCUCUGCUGCUGCAGGGGUCCAAUGAUGUGGAGAUCCGCGCGGAGGGCAACAGCCGCUUCACAUAUGCUGUUCUUGAGGACGGCUGCAAGAAACACACAGGACAAUGGAGCAAGACGGUCAUCGAGUACAAAUCACAGAAGACUUCACGCCUGCCCAUUGUGGACAUUGCACCUAUGGAUAUUGGAGGAGCUCAUCAGGAGUUUGGAGUGGACGUGGGUGCCGUCUGUUUCUUGUAAAGACAGAGGAACAAAUGAAACCGGAUACAGACAAAAUUAGGGAGAGAUAACACACACUCGAGAGCGAGGAACAAAGAAAGAGAGAAACUUAAGAACUAGACAUUUUUAAGUGGGACAUCUUUAUGACUAGAAAAGAAGUGCUUCCGAAAGUAUUUUUAGGAAAUGCACUGAUAGGCACUAGCAGUACUCAUCUGUGACUGACGGGCAGACGGCGUCUCGACCCUCGGCACUCUGGGACAUCUCACAGCCCAACGCAACGCUACAUAAGGGAGAAGCCAGAGAAAACACAGAAGCAGAAGUGUCUUGGUUUUAUUUAUUUAUUGUUAAGGUGCUAUUUCCCCCUGUGCAUUUGAAUCAAGAGUUGUACAUCGGUGAGUCCCACACUAAGUAUUUUUAUCUUUUUCUUCUAUAAUUAUCGGACUCACGUGCAUUUUACAACAGCCUGAACUUUGACAAUCACAUGCAAGUGUUCGUGUGUCUUAUCACUACAGUGUAUGUAAAUUACUGUGCAUUAAAACAUAAUCAAUGGUGCUAAUCUGAUGAAACACCCUGCAUUUCUUUCCAGCGAACAGAUAUAUAAUAGACAUCUAAUUGUUUAUUUGUGUAUAUGUGUUCGUGCAUUAAAGUUAGGUUUUUUCUUCAGUCCCCGCAGCCCUGUUAUGUCACGCAGUGUACUUUUACUUCCACAUGUGGCCCAGUUUUGAGUUUUCUUUUGUAAGCUACCUCACGCUGUAAAAAAACAUCGCAAAAAAAGAAAAGCCUUACUAAUUUGUGAAGUCAGCAUUAAGCCAGACUGUGCUCUGGUCAGAAUUGAAAAGAUAAAUGUAGUUCUUUUCCCUGUUUAUGCUAUUCUUUAUGAAAUUACUUUAAUGAACGGCCUGAAGCACAUUUGGUGAAAUUACCUUCCAUUGGUGUCUUUGAAAACCUAUGUAUGUGAUAGUUGAAAAGAGAAGAGCUGUCGUAUUAUUGUUUUUAAUGAAUGAAAAUGUUAAAAAUGUACAACCUAGAGAUUGCUUUUAUCCCGUUUCCUCCUUUUGUUUAGUUUCAGAUGCACUCUUAGACAGAGGGAAGGUCAGAGCGCAUCAACCAUCUUACUUGCUUGUAUGUGUGUUGUGUUGCUUUUUAAAUUUGUUGUUUUGUUUUUUUGGUAAAAUAAAAAAGAUAGUGCAUCUUUGUUCUGUUA